AUGACUAUAACAAAUUACAGUAGAGCCUCNCUUGGAACAAGUUUAGAAAAACUUUUUACAAUACGUUCACGACGUUUUACUAUGAAAACUGUUUUAAUGCUAGCUGAUCAGAUGAUUGAACGAAUUGAAUAUGUUCACAAUAAGAAUUUCAUUCACCGAGACAUUAAACCAGAGAAUUUUCUUAUUGGACUUGGAAGACAUCGCAAUAUGCUUUAUCUCAUAGACUUUGGUGUAGCAAAAAAAUAUAUUCGCAAAGGACAGCAUAUACCUUAUCGUGAGGAUAAAGGUAUGACUGGUACUGUCAGUUAUGUUAGCAUUAAUACCCAUUUGGGUAUUGAACAAAGUCGUAGGGAUGAUAUGGAGUCGAUAGGAUAUGUGUUAAUGUAUUUUAAUCGUGGAAGUCUACCGUGGCUAGGUUUGAAAGCAGCAACCAAAAAACAAAAAUAUGAAAAAAUAAGUGAAAAAAAAAUGUCGAUACCAGCAGAUGUUCUUUGUGAGGGAUUUCCGGCCGAAUUUGCAGCGUACUUGAAUUACUGUCGAAAUCUCCGCUUUGAUGAAACACCAAAUUAUACGUACCUGAGGCAAUUAUUUAGCAAUUUAAUACGCACACUUAAUUACGAAUACGACUGCGUAUUCGAUUGGAAUAAGCCUAAGCAAAAAACACACCAGGGCCAGCGUAACCCUUCUUCCAAUACAACCAUUUCAAGAUACUGUAAUGUCUUUCAAAUGUCCAUUACAAGAAAUCUUAAAUAA
This is a messenger RNA of Centruroides sculpturatus (bark scorpion), 753 nucleotides long. RefSeq names its product casein kinase I-like. Bases 1 to 753 code for a protein of 250 amino acids. Gene Ontology annotation, cellular component: nucleus; cytoplasm. Gene Ontology annotation, molecular function: ATP binding; protein serine/threonine kinase activity. NCBI's taxonomy places the organism in Eukaryota, Metazoa, Arthropoda, Arachnida, Scorpiones, Buthidae. The transcript is spliced from 3 exons. Gene Ontology annotation, biological process: negative regulation of canonical Wnt signaling pathway; signal transduction; peptidyl-serine phosphorylation. The record is from RefSeq and is a predicted model, not a curated record.